AUGCACCUAGAAAAUCAUUUUAAUGUAGAGAUAAGAUGCAGAGGGCAAGAACUGGAGCCAGUGUUGACACUACAACACGUGAGAGAUGCAAUCUGGAGAGGAAGCAGAGACAAUUCUUCUAAUUCACAAAACCUUACUUUGCUUCCAAACUCAUCUUCCUCUGAUCAUCUCAUGGUCCUCCAUUAUGGUAGGACUCUUUCUUAAUUUUAUAUUUUAUAUUUUUAUUUUUCUUCUCUAUUUUAUUUAUUGAUUUUUAUAUAACACCAUCAAUAAAAAUAAAUAACUGCCCCACCCUUUUUAUCUUUUAACUCAACAGCCCACCUUCUUCAAUUGUUUUUUCCCUCUCUUCUUUUUUUUUUUCUUUUUAAGCGGGUGGUUCGAUUAUUUAUUUUCCCUUAAGGCUUUUUUUUUUGUCGAAUGAUCGAUCAAGAACAAAAGAGUAUCUAGUUCGGUAGGAGUCUGCAUGCCCCGAUUGAUGUUUUUAUUGUUGUAUCUUCUGGGGUUGCGAGUAACAUUAACCCAUGAAAAAAUGUAUUAAAUAUUUAUAUUUUUCAUGUUAUUACUGUUACUAUUGCUAAGUGACUUCUUUUUGACAUAGUGAUUAAUAA
This is a messenger RNA of Thlaspi arvense, 608 nucleotides long. NCBI's taxonomy places the organism in Eukaryota, Viridiplantae, Streptophyta, Magnoliopsida, Brassicales, Brassicaceae. The record is from the annotation of a GenBank genome assembly.